Menidia menidia (Atlantic silverside) is the source of this 2723-nucleotide messenger RNA. Lineage: Eukaryota; Metazoa; Chordata; Actinopteri; Atheriniformes; Atherinopsidae. The record is from the annotation of a GenBank genome assembly.
ACAACUGGAGAAGAUAGUGGCACAACAGACAGCUGAGCACCAGCAGGAAGAAGUGGAAGAUGCAGCAGAAAUCACAGACCAUGCUCCGGCAGCUGCUUCUCAUCUCCCUGCUUGGACUCAGAUGGACAACAGGGUCUGAAAAGCUGUGCACUCGGAUGUUUCCCUCUCAGCAACCUCCCUCCACAGCUGAUAGCGUCAGACCAUCAGAUGUGGCUGCACUUUCCUUUAUUGGACUUCACGAGCACAGCACUGAACUGUCCACGGUCCUAUCAAAACUCACAGAGUUAAUGACCAUGUUCAAUCCUGAGUUGGUCCGGCACCCCUCAGAUGAAAAAGAUGCAUACAGUCCUAAAUUUCUUCAACAUGACACACUAGUGCAGCAAGCAAAGGAAGUGUCCCUCUAUCUCCAAAGUAAAAAGGACAUUGAUGCCAAUCUAGACUGGAAUUUGGUGCUUCUUUUUGUUCAGGUGGAUAAGCUCUGUGCCUGUAAGCAGGUCCCAUCUGAAAUCAAAAGAGUUGUUGCAGAGGUGGAUGACGCUCUACAGCUGCUGCACUCGGAGCUGAAGCGGACCAUUGUCAGUGUUACAUUAUGGGAUGGAGAGUACGACACCAUCCAGGAAAACAGAGGGAAGUGUCCAUGUGUGGACACAGCCGAGGGGGAGCUCAGGCUUCAGAGGGCCCUCGCCACUCAAGCUCUGCAGGAGUCUUUGGAUGAGCUCCUGGUAGAGAGAGGUUGGUACCAUGACAGAGACGACUUCACGGUCACUUUACAGGACAAACCUUUCAUCAGGGAUCCUUCUUCUGCUGCUAGUGGAACGCCUGACGACGUGACGGUUCAAAUGUGGAAAAACCUGCUGCAGCCGAGUGUUGACCGGCGCGAAAUGGAGGACAAUGGAAAUAUUGUCCCGCCGCCGUGUCCAACGGAGGACCGGCCGUUUUUGAGGACCGAGGGAAACUUUGCUUCAUAUCACCGCAGUGAAGCCGCUCCUCUGACUAAGGAAGUUUCAGGCACAGAGAUGCCCUGUGAGGACCUCGGCCCUUCAGACUCAAUCCCCUCCUCUGUCCAUGAACUCAGGCCUGGAGACAUCAAAGUGGUGGCUGCUGUGGGAGAUUCAUUGACUGCUGGGAAUGGCAUUGCUGCCAGGCCAAACAACAUAUUGGAUGUCUUAAAACAGGACAGAGGUCUAUCCUGGAGUAUUGGUGGAGAUGAAAAUCUCACGACUAUCACCACUCUGCCCAACAUAUUGAAACAUUUCAAUCCCAAUGUGACGGGCUUUUCUGUUGACACGGGGAAGCAGGACACUCCUCAAGCUUUUCUCAACCAGGCUGUGGCGGGAGCAAAGAGCAAGGAUGUACCCUCACAGGUAAAAGCCCUCGUGGCGAGGAUGAAAAACGACUCUAGAAUCGACUUUGAAUCCGACUGGAAGUUGAUCACCAUGUUCAUUGGAGGAAAUGAUGCCUGUGACCACUGUGACAACACACUGCACUCCUCUGUAGAAAAUUAUACCCGCUAUGUUCAAGAAAGCCUGGAUUACCUUCAAAAGGAGGUUCCUCGGGCUCUGGUGAACCUAGUAGAGGUUUUGCACAUCACACCGCUAAGAGAAAUGCACGCGGAAACAUCGCUUAGAUGCCCAACUUGGCUCGUAAAUAUACUGUGCCCCUGUGUUAUCGCGCCAAAGCCCAACUCCGAUGCUCUCCAAAUUUUGGAGAAUAUCAACAAAGGCUAUCAGCGUGGAGUGCAGGAGCUUGUGGAGACAGGCCGCUACGACACCCGCUCAGACUUCACUGUGGUGGUUCAGCCUUUCUUUAGAGAGAUCAUUGUGCCCAGACUGCCGGAUGGCCGUCCUGACCGCUCCUUCUUUAGCGCUGACUGCUUCCAUCUCAGCAAGAAAGCCCAGAGACUGAUGGCUCGCUCCCUUUGGAACAACAUGCUGGAACCUCUGGGAAAGAAGACCUUCAAACAGACGUUUGAUGCAUCUGUUCAGCUGAAAUGUCCUACCAAGGCCAGUCCCUUCAUCUUCACAAAGAUCAACAGCUUAGGUCCAUCUCCACCCACAGACACCACCAGCACCACCACUGUGAUGACCAGUCCAGCCACCACCAGCAGCAUCAGCACAAGUUCCAGCGUUGUGCCCCAGAGUCCCACAUCUGUGCCAGUCUGGGUGCCAGUAAUUGUGGGAAUUGUGUGUUUACUGGCUGGUAUUUUAGUCACCUGGUUCAUUCUGUCCUACCUUCAACAAAAGAAAUACAAAAAGGGGAAAGACGGAGUGGGGAUGAAAGGAACUGGGUUUUGAACGUAGUUUAAUAGUCCUUAUAGCAGAAAUACGACUCAUCUGAAUGUAUAUUAGUUCACCUGUUCCCCAUCAAAAACACCAGAUUCUGCAUAUUUUGUUGAUCCUUUUUCAUGUCUUUAAGUUUGUCUGAACCUGCAUAAACAAAAGCUGCAUACAGCAAAAUACUGGAAUUUGUAUUGCCAUACAUUGAAAAUGUUUCUUAAUAUUGCUACAAAGUUUAAAAAAUGUAAUUUUUUUGUAAUGGAAGGAAACUGUAUGUUGUUUGUGUCUUUGAUUGCGAUACAUUUACGUAGUUGUUUUGUAUACAUCUGUUCUAAUUUUGUAUUUAUUGAUGCUUUGAGCUGGAAUAAAGGCAACUCGACACAAUUUCUUCCUCGUUAAAAGGAAAUAAUUUCCCCUUUAUUUAAGAUCUUGGGAUUACGUAACUUG